ACGUAGUGAGCGGCGCAUAGGGCGGGGGCAGUUGUGUUGGUUUCUUCUGCGACGCGCUGUGUGGAGCUGUAACUGCUUUCUCGUAUCUACACUGUCGACUAUCAUUAAAGACCACAGGAAUACAAGACCAAGUGUUACGUUGUCCAACCGUUCGUGCUGCGUUUUUCUUGUCGAUAAACAUCUCGAGUGAAAAUGGGGAGCUGCCUCACGGUCGGACCAAAUGAAGCCCUGGUCGUGUCUGGUGGGUGCUGUGGAUCGGACCAAAAGACCUACAUGGUGGGCGGCUGGGCGUGGGCGUGGUGCCUCAUCUCCAACACACAGAGGAUAACCCUGGAGAUCAUGACCCUUCAGCCCAGGUGUGAGGAUGUAGAGACGGCAGAGGGCGUGGCCAUCACUGUCACAGGCGUGGCUCAGGUGAAAAUCAUGACAGACCAUGACCUGCUGGCUAUUGCCUGUGAACAGUUCCUGAGUAAAACGGUGACUGAGAUCAAAGCUGUGGUGCUGCAAACCUUGGAGGGACAUCUUCGCUCCAUCCUUGGCACCCUGACGGUGGAGCAGAUUUACCAGGACCGAGACCAGUUUGCUAAGCUGGUGAGAGAGGUGGCCUCCCCCGACGUGGGACGCAUGGGCAUCGAGAUCCUCAGCUUCACCAUCAAGGAUGUGUACGAUAAAGUAGACUACCUGAGCUCCCUGGGAAAGACUCAGACGGCGGCUGUCCAGAGAGAUGCUGAUAUCGGUGUGGCUGAGGCUGAAAGGGAUGCUGGUAUCCGGGAAGCCGAGUGCAAGAGGGAGAUGAUGGACAUCAAGUUCCAGGCUGACACCAAGAUGGCCGACUCCAAGCGAGAGCUGGAGCUGCGGAAGGCCUCCUUCAACCAGGAAGUCAACACCAAGAAAGCAGAGGCCCAGCUGGCCUACGAGCUGCAGGGGGCGAAGGAGCAGCAGAAGAUCCGGCUGGAGGAGAUCGAGAUCGAGGUGGUGCAGAGGAAGAAGCAGAUCACCAUCGAGGAGAAGGAGAUCGACCGCAUGGAGAAGGAGCUCAUCGCCACCGUCAAGAGACCCGCCGAGGCCGAGGCCUACAAGAUCCAGCAGCUGGCCGAGGGACAGAAGAUGAAGAGGGUGCUGACAGCGCAGGCAGAGGCUGAGAAGAUCCGGAAGAUCGGAGAGGCAGAGGCAGGCUCCAUCGAGGCGAUCGGAAGGGCCGAGGCUGAGAAGAUGAGGCUGAAGGCCGCCGCCUACCUGCAGUACGGAGAGGCUGCCCAGACCGCCCUAGUUCUGGAGGCCCUGCCCAAGAUCGCAGCAAAGGUGGCCGCUCCUCUGGCCAGAACCAAUGAGAUCAUCAUUAUGACUGGCGAUGGGAGUCGCGUGACUAGCGAGGUCACCCGCCUGUUGGCCGAGCUUCCGGUCACCGUCAACGCUCUCACUGGCGUGGACCUCUCCAAGAUGCCAUUGUUGCAGAAGAUGACCAACGCUCAAGCCUAAACACAAGUGACGCCACAUCAGUCCAACAUCAGUUGUAUGCACGCUCAUAGACUGCCUUUUAAUACACUUGAGGAAUUCACUUGUUUUUAUAUACAUAUAUAUAUAUAUAAUACACAUAUAUAAAUAUGUAUAUAUAUCAAACAAGUGGGUUUUGAGAAGACCUCUGGUGCCUUACUUUCUACAGGACCAGAAAAUCAGCAUGUACUGCUGCUCCUUUUUUUAAACGUUUUAUUUAUCAUCCUUUACAUUUUUUUGUGUUUAUAGUUUCUUGAGUUGUGCAUUACGCUAAAGUGACAUCGUUUUUUAAAUGCUUGAUAAUUGGAGUAGGUCCUGUUACCCAGCCCCUUACCUUCAAACCCUUUUUUAUUGUUUGAAAUUGAUCCGUAGGUCAACAUCACCAUGGUAACAAGACUCCUUCUCUUGUUGUUAUCUGCCCUGGUCUUUUGAUUCAUACUCACAUGUCUCUCUCUCUCUCUCUCUUUCUCUAUAUUGGCUAAAAGUGAACCUCACUUUCCCCUCCUCAACUACCUUACUAACACUAGAUUGUGUGUCUACAAUCGCCAUGGUUCACCCUGAUGUUUUUGAAGCUUUGAUCUCUAAACUCUUAUUCAGGUUAUUUUAUUUAUGUAUGUGCAUACAUUUCGAAUUAAUGCAAGAGGUGCUCAAAAUUCUUUUUUGAGGAAAAAAAACUCUAACUGUACAAAUGUCUGGCGUGGGGAACACAUCACUUGCCAGAGAUUUGUACCAAAUGUUAGUUUUACUAAUUUGUAUCACAAGGACUUAUGUUAGUCCUAGAAAAAUUACACUUCAUAUUCCUCUUUGGAAAUCAAACUGAAAGGAAUACAUAAUUUGUGUCAGCGCUAUGUUGUGGUAAAGUCUUCUUAUAUAGAUAUUGAGUAUAUGUUUUGUAAAAUCGAAGUAAAUUGGUCCCAUGUGAGGAACGUAUCGGUAACGGGGUGUUUAAAGGAGGGAAUGAGGUGUCAGCUUGGUUCUCCUGGGAUGUUUAUUCCAGCGUGUGGAUUGUAGGGACAGUGAACGCUGCGCUUGAUGUGAAUUGAUUGGUUUUGAGUAAGUGGCAAAAUGGCUAUGUUUGGUUCUUUAAUUAUUAUCAAGCGAAUAACUAGGUAAUAGCAGAAGACUGGUGACAUAAUACUGUUCUAUUCAUAAAUUCUUCUAUUCAUAAAAUAGAGUCCAAGCCAUGUUUCUACAGUUACUUGGUCUGCCUCAUGCUUUUAUACUUGUGCCAGAGAUAUAUAUAUACGUAUACUUACUUACUGUUCAAAUACAUGCUGGUCAAUAUUAUCCUAUUAUAUUCAAUACUUUCACGUUUCUAUGCUGUUCGGACUAGUAAAACUAACCCACUCUAUCAGCCGGCUUCAUUUGUAUGAAACAAAAACAUUGAAGGCCGUUGACGUUUAGGGACUGACUUCUGCAAGCUGUUCUGUUUAAGUCGUUUGUGUGGUGUUGCUUCCCGUUAACCUUCACUCUGUAAUUAAUGCAUGGACACCCUUCCACUGAUUGGUCACGUGACUUGUGUCUCCAGAUCCUUAUAGGUUUCACAGCUGCUAUGGCUGUGUCCAUUGAGCUCAAAGGCAACGUUAGGACGUUUUCAGGUCAUGAGCCAUACCGGAUGGACUCCCAAUCACAAAGCUUGUACUGUUUAUUUCGUGAUUAUCUUCCCCUGUUGCUCUCUUAACGACAAUCAGGAAGAAUCCCCGAUGGGCCCAACCUAAGUUCUUGGGGUGAUCCAUCAAUAACUUGGGGCCUCACACCAAACGCAUCCAGUUGAUCUCUUAAGGCUGUAGUUGUAAGUUCUCAGAUCCAUUUAACAGGCAUAUGUGUGGGUGGGUUUGGUAUUGGAAGUAAUCCUUCAGCCUCUCAGGAAGCCACAAUAGUAUGCCCCGAGACAUGCUUUACCCCCGUUAAAACAACUUACUAGUACUCACUCUGACACGGCCAAACGUAGAGUAUUUUACGUUACUUUUAAACUCUUGUUCUUGGAUACAGCAUGAGUAUGAGCCAAGGUGGAAUGACAGUGAGAUUUUCAGUGUCAAAUUAUUUCUGUCCACUCCUUUCAACUAUAGGGGUACUCCAAAAAUACUGUGAUGUUAUUUGUUAAUGAUCGAUUUAUUGGAUAUCCUACCUAACACCUCUAGAUCUAAUGUAUAGCUUUGAUUCAAAACGUUUUUUAGAAGACACUGUGUGAAAAUCUUUGUCCAAUGGCUUAUUGUUAUUAGCUUGUUAUAAAUUCACAUAUCUCAAAUGACCAUACGAGAUUGUGCAUGCCAUCCUUGUGCUUAAUUUGACCGUUUUUGACAAUUCAUUAUUCUGUCACUCAAAUAAAACCUUAAUCUAAAAGUC
Messenger RNA from Gadus macrocephalus (Pacific cod), 3840 nucleotides. RefSeq names its product flotillin 2b (gene flot2b). The record is from RefSeq and is a predicted model, not a curated record. The coding region runs from base 193 to 1479 and encodes 428 amino acids. Gene Ontology annotation, cellular component: plasma membrane. NCBI's taxonomy places the organism in Eukaryota, Metazoa, Chordata, Actinopteri, Gadiformes, Gadidae. Gene Ontology annotation, biological process: protein localization to plasma membrane; regulation of myoblast differentiation. The transcript is spliced from 11 exons.